AUGGCAUUUUUCUAUUUAUCUGCCUGUCUUCUUGCUCUGGUUGUAUCGGCGAGCUCUGUGAAGACUUCAAAAGGUAUCACCUUUUUUUCCCGUUGCAGUGAUACUCGCGUUCCUUUCUGUUUUAUUUCCUGAUAUCUACAUCAUGUUUUAAAGAAAAUAUAAGCCAAAACAAUUUUAAUUGGUCAUCUUCAUUUCUUUAUCAAACACAGGACAUACGCCAAACGUUGGGUUUGUCUUUACCAAUUUUCUUGCUCACAAAGGUUACUAUUUGAACAUCACAACUGUUGGUACAGAACUGGUCCAAGACUCCUUUGAGUGCGCGUUCAAGUGUCUCCAGAAGGAUCCAUGUUUGUCCUUCAACCUGGCAGAAUUGGAUGAUAACAUUGACAAUCUGCUAUUUGAACUGCUUCCAUUUGACCAUUACACCCAUUCAGACAAGUUCAUCACCAACCAUCUUUGGUAUCACCACAGUAUUGUGGUAAAAUUCUUCUUCUUUUCCUACUUUAUCUUUAUCAUCAUUUUUUAUUAUUAUUAUUAUUAUUUUAUCCUGAUAAUAACUAAAAUCGGUUGCAAUCGUUUGAGCAAAUCUUAUUCAACUUUUCAACGUUAAUAUAUCUCUUUAUGACUUUAUCUCCUUUUUUUUCAUUCCUUGCAAGCCAUUUUUAGGUCGUUUAUCGAUCCGUCAUCGAAGUUUGUUUAACUGGUUUUUAUAAAGGAAGUAUUGAUUUUCUCGGUUUUAGUCUCCUUGCUCGAAGUUGCCCUGUCAAAAUGAUGGAACUUGUGUACCUCUGUACCGGACAAACAGCUAUAAGUGUCGCUGUGCGAAAGCAUACACAGGAAGCCACUGCGAAAAAGGUAAAGUUUUGGUUUCUAAAGUAAUAUUCUAGAAAAUAUUUCGUGCGCUAGUCGUAUCUGAUUCCUACUGAGCCAUCAUUCAUCGUCAUCUGACUUCACACUGACUUAUUUUUACAAACAUAAAUUUUUUCUCCAUUAUUAUUCAUUUUCUUUGUUCUUUCUGUAUCAGUUGAUAAUGACUGCAGCUGUUCAUCAGGACCAGAAGGAAAACAGAGAUGCAAAAUA
Molecule: messenger RNA, 1080 nt
Organism: Pocillopora meandrina
Lineage: Eukaryota; Metazoa; Cnidaria; Anthozoa; Scleractinia; Pocilloporidae
Source: the annotation of a GenBank genome assembly